Molecule: messenger RNA, 832 nt
Organism: Culex pipiens pallens (northern house mosquito)
Lineage: Eukaryota; Metazoa; Arthropoda; Insecta; Diptera; Culicidae
Product: trypsin 5G1-like
Exons: 1
Coding region: 1-792 (263 amino acids)
Biological process (GO): proteolysis
Molecular function (GO): serine-type endopeptidase activity
Source: RefSeq, a predicted model, not a curated record
AUGUCUCGACUCAUCAUCCCACUCAUCUUCCUCGCCCUCGCCGAGGGCACCACCGUCUUCAACCCGCUACGCCCCUGGUGGAACGCCCCAUCCCGCACCACCCAUCGCAUCGUCGGAGGCUUCCCGAUCGACAUCCGGGACGCUCCGUACCAGGUAUCGCUCAACUACUAUCGCGAACACUGGUGCGGUGGAUCGCUCAUCGGAAGCCGAUGGGUCUUAACCGCUGGGCACUGCGUUGACGUAAGUGACCUUCCCCUGAUCAAGGUUCGCGUCGGAUCAACCCAUCACGAGUCCGGCGGUCAGCUGGUGGAGAUCCAACGAGUCCUGCAGCAUCCGCUGUACGACCUCAGUCCGUUCGAUUACGACUUUGCGCUGCUGGAGUUGGAGGAGGCGGUGCAGCUGGGUGAGGAGUUCUACGCCGUGCGCCUGCCGGAACAGGACGAACCCGUCGAAGACGGGCAGAUGCUGCAGGUCUCCGGUUGGGGUGACACUCAGAACGCGGAAGAGUGUGACGAUGUGCUGCGGGCGACCAACGUUCCGGCUGUGAACCAGGAAGAGUGUCGCAGGGCGUACAGCGGGAUUCACGAGAUUACCGAUCGGAUGAUCUGCGCUGGGUUUCAGGCUGGAGGGAUGGACGCCUGUCAGGGUGAUUCCGGAGGACCGUUGGUGGCGGGACGGACCGUGGUGGGGGUUGUGUCCUGGGGAAAGGGAUGUGCCCAGCCGGGAUAUCCGGGGGUCUACGGACGAGUGGCUGCGGUGAGGGAUUGGAUCGAGGAGAGCACUGGAAUCUAAAUGUUGGAAUCAAUAAAAUGUCCACUUGGAAUUUUGUCAG